Messenger RNA from Panicum virgatum (switchgrass), 1179 nucleotides. RefSeq names its product agmatine hydroxycinnamoyltransferase 1-like. Bases 1 to 1179 code for a protein of 392 amino acids. The transcript has a single exon. Gene Ontology annotation, molecular function: acyltransferase activity, transferring groups other than amino-acyl groups. The record is from RefSeq and is a predicted model, not a curated record. NCBI's taxonomy places the organism in Eukaryota, Viridiplantae, Streptophyta, Magnoliopsida, Poales, Poaceae.
AUGAAGAUCACCAUCCUGUCCUCCAAGGCCGUCAGGCCCGCCGCCGCCGCCUCCCCGGAGGUCGUGCCGCUCUCGGUGUUCGACAAGGCCAACUUGACACGUAGUCUUCGUCGUCUACGCCUUCCGCCCGCCGACGCCGCCCAAUGCCGCACUCGAGGCCGGCCUGGCCCGGGCGCUGGCGGCUACCGGGAGUGGGCGGGGCGGCUCGGCGCGGACCCGCACACCGGCGCUCGCGCCAUCCUCCUCACCGACGAGGGCGCGCAGCUCGUCGAGGCCGCCGCCGACGUCCCGCUCGACGCCGCCCUGCCGCUACGCCCGACCCCCGAGAUGACGCGGCUGCACCCGCCGGCGCCGGGCAAGGGCGGCGGCGCGGAGGAGGAGCCGCUCAUGCUCAUCCAGCUCACGCGCUACGCGUGCGGGGGCCUCGCCGUGGGCGUCACCGCGCACCACCUCGUCUCCGACGGCCGCACCACCGGCAACUUCCUCGUCGCGUGGAGCCAGGCCACGCGCUGCGCCGCCCUCGACCCCGCCCCCGUCCACGACCGCGCCGCCUUCUUCCAGCCCCGCGACCCUCCGCGGGUCGAGUUCGAGCACAGCGGCGUCGAGUUCAAGAAGCCGAAGCCGGCCGCCGGCGACGCCCACGACGAUGCCGACAAGGUGGAGGUCCACAGGGCCCACUUCAGCCAGGAGUUCAUCUACCGGCUCAAGGUCCUGGCGUCCUCCCCGCCGGGGUCGGGCCGGCCCUGCAGCACGCUGCGGUGCGUGGUGGCGCACCUGUGGCGGUGCAUCACGGCGGCGCGGGGCCUCGACGGCUCCACCACCACCAGCGUGCACAUCGCCGUGGACGGGCGCGCGCGGAUGAGCCUGCCGGUGCCGGAGGGCUACACGGGCAACAUGGUGCUGUGGCGCGGCCGGCCGCGGCGGCGCGGGACCUUGUGGCGCGGCCGCUGCGGCGCGGGACCUUGUGGCGCGGCCGCUGCGGCACGCGGUGGAUCUCAUCGACGGGGCGCUGGCGUGGGUGGGCGGCGCCAGCUACUUCGCGUCCUUCGUCGACUUCGCGGCGGCAUCGGGGCCGUCGAGGCGGAGGGGCUGGUGCCGGCGGCCGACGCGGCGGAGAUGGUGCUGAGCCCCGACAUCGAGGUCGACAGCUGGCUGCGGAUCCCGUUCUACGACUGUUGA